Tetranychus urticae (two-spotted spider mite) is the source of this 733-nucleotide messenger RNA. The record is from RefSeq and is a predicted model, not a curated record. Lineage: Eukaryota; Metazoa; Arthropoda; Arachnida; Trombidiformes; Tetranychidae.
UUUUCUUCCGUUUAGAUUCAUCUUCAUGUGUCCAACUUACAGUUAUUAUCUAACAACCAACUAAAACAUGUUGAUAUCUCAGCAAAUAAGUAUUAUAACUAUUCUGAUGUUAUGCCAUUGUACUUUAAUUGUUUGGUCUGGUUCGUUAACACGAUCUGUAGCAACAGAAUUAAUCUCACCAAAUGUUAAUGAAACAGAUAAAUUUGUUACUUUGGUUGAUUCAAAGGCCAAAACCAUCAAAGUAUCUCAACUCAGUGAAGCCCGAUUGUUAGGGCCAUCUCUCUUGAAAAAAGCUAACGGCAAAUUUUACGGCAAACUAGUUGAAGCUGCACCAGCUGCGGAGGAUUACUUUAAGAAAGUGGCAGAUUUCAUGCAUAAAAAUCCUAUCAGUCCAGGUCCAUUCAUAUACUUCAUGAGGCGUCUUUCGAGUUACAUACAAAUUCCUCUUCCUCCAUUCACUCCGAUUCUCAUCGGUUUUCGUUGAGUUGCAAAAUCUCAUAAGAACAACAUUCAAAAGUGUAAAUUAAUAUUAAGCCACUUUCGGGUUUAUUCUUGACAAAAUCGAAGCGAACUGUUGUACAGUAUUAGAAAAUCUUAUUCCUCAAACUAUUAAUAAUACUUUUCUUGUUAGACGUCGAAAGCAAAUAUAUAGCAAAUAUCCAAGAUUUUUCUUGUGUGACUUUAAAUAUCUAACAAGAAAAGGGCUGAGUCGAGAAAUAAGAUUUUAUGAUUU